AUGAAUUUAAAGCAAUUUACAACGUUGUUUACAGAAAUUUCUACUACAAUCAAAUUAUUGUUCAUGAAUAAAUUGACUGACAUUUUAUAUUAUAAUAGAACAAUAGAUAUAAAUGUAAUCUUUUUAACUAUCAUGAACUUUACCUUGAUUGUAUUAUUUGUUUUUGGAAAUUUACCUAUACCUUAUCCUAAACGAGAAUUUAUCUCUGAUGAUGAUUCUGAUGAUAAACAAACUGGUGCAGAUAAAAAUGUCACACAAACUGGACAACAACCAAACGCUACUGGAGGAAGACAAACUACAGCACAUCCUACUGGUGGCAGUGGAAUGCAUACUACACAUCCUCAGCAACAAUCUCAACAACAACAACAGCGUGGAAAUAAUGCUCCACAACCCCAGUUACCAUUGCCUCAGCAACAACAGAGAACAAAUGGACAGCCACCGCCACUGAAUACACAGCAACAACAUAUGAACUCUGGUCAAUCUAAUCCCCAUACAAGACAAUUAAUUCAUCAACAGAAUAAUAAUGAUGAUAUACCAUCUAAUAAGCGUAUUCGGUUAUCCCAGGGGAAUAAUGAAACAUCGAUUGCACCACCGCCAUUACCAUCCUCCUCGACAACAUCAUCAUCUGCAACAGUUAAUAGUAGUGGAAUCUUACAUACAAACACAAAUAAACCCAGUAUAACAGGACAGUCUCAGCAGUUAUCUAAUACCACUACUACUACCACUUCAGGUUAUGCGAAUCUGCAACAACAACCAAUGAGAAAUCUCCCACCUGGUCAUAUGGGGCAUCCGGGAACUUCUUAUCCACGCUAUCACCACUAG
Molecule: messenger RNA, 822 nt
Organism: Schistosoma margrebowiei
Lineage: Eukaryota; Metazoa; Platyhelminthes; Trematoda; Strigeidida; Schistosomatidae
Source: the annotation of a GenBank genome assembly